UGACCUUCACAGUUCACGCAAUCUUAAUAUUCUUUUGAUUUGGUAGGCUCCAAUUCCAACUCCGUUUUUGUUGCUAUCACUUUUGUUCUGCAUACAGAUCAAUCACUAAUCUGCUAGGUGAUCAGAUGGGGCAGACUGCUUCUUCUAGCUCAGCAUAUGGUUCUGAUCGCUAUGUGUCUGCCUGUCUUGAGGUGUUUGCAAGACUACAAAAUCUGGAGGAACAAUUUAAGAACAAGAAAUUCAAUCUUGCCUUCCUUCUAGAGCAACCCAAUGGUGAUAUGUUCAGCAGUGUCAAGGAUCAAAUGAAGACCUUUGCAGACGAGUAUCAUUUCUUGACCAUGUUUAUCAAAUGCUUCUGCAAGUUCAGCUAUGAAGGCAGGAAGGAAAUGGAAUCCCAAUUUGCCAAAGUUGCAGCUGAGUAUCAAGAGAUUGGAAAUGAGAUAGUCUCUGUUCGUGGAUUUGUUAAGGUUUCGAAACUGGCUGAUGUGUUUCCCAACUUGUUGGAAAAGAUUCAGGUUUUGAAGCCAGAGAUCGCGGAAAUCUGUGAUUACCUGUGGAGACACUCAGUUGAACCGGAAUCUAGCUCAGAUUCUUAUGAUCUGCCAUUCAAUGAGUUACUAUAUAGUCUGCAGAUACUCUUGACGAAAGCUGACCUGAUUGAUCCUCCCAAGGGACAAAUCAAAUCCCUCUCAAACAAGCUAAGCAACCUUGUUGACUUUCUCAAAAAUUGGAAAUUGGAUGAUUUCGAGCUGAAAUAUCUUCUUAUUUGUGCUAGAGUUACAUCUUUCCAAGGAUUGAAUCUCUGUUGUUUGUGCUGGCUCAAGAAAACGGAUCCAAACGUGACAGGAGAAAUUGGAAUUGCUUUUUCAAAUUUGAAACAGAAGAUUGAUCCGGCUAAUCCGGAGUUCUUGAAAAUGAUGAUCAAUAUCCUGGACUAUAAGCUCGACAAAGUGAACGUGAGAACAUUCAUUUAUCAUCUUAUUCAGUUAAACUUUGAUGUAUAUUUACUUCCCGAGAAGCUGAGAUUCCUGAUAUUAGCCUUUUUCAAGCUAAGAAUGGAUCCUGUACAUUCACCAUUUUUCAAGCUAAGAAAGGAUCCUGUAUAUUCACCAUUGGUCUUGCCAGAUAUUGCUGCAGUUCUUGGGGAAAUUGAAUCUCUGGUGGAAUCACGGAGUAAAGGAAGCGGAACUGACUUUCUGGCUUUCAAGAUUGCUGCAAGGAUUUGUCUUCUUCGUGAAGAUAUUUUCUUCAUCCAACAACUUCUCACCAGCAGGUCUGAGUUCCAUGAGAUCGACUCUUCUGCUAGGUCAUACUUUCUCAAUGACACCAGACGUCGAGUGGAAGACAUUCAUCAGACUUUGGGAUUGCUAAGAAAAGGUCUUGAAGGUCUACCAGAAGGAGACAUGGAAAAUGGAAAGGAAACUGUCGAGUUCAUCGAAGAAGAGGCUAAGGAGCUGGAAUCACUCAAAACAUCCUUAGAAGCCAGGAAGAUAUCACCGGUUGCAGCAGGGAAAGUGAUACUCAAGCUGCUCGUGAGGAGCUUGGUUUUCAGGGCAGAUGCAUAUUUAAUGGAUUUAAUGUCCAGUAAUGCAAAUUUGAUUCUCCCUGCAAAGGAUCAGAUUGGAACUCUCAAGUCCCUGAUUGCAUCAAUCAGAAAUGUGCCAAACAAACUCAUUUUCUCGAAUAUUGCUGGCAAAGUCACGGAGGAUGAAAGUCUAAUUAUGAUACAUAUUCAAGAAGUGGCUAGGGAGGUGAUACAUUUCUAUCAUUCUUUUCAUGCGGCCAACGUCACAGAAGACCUGGAGAAGGAACUGAGCACUUGGCUUUCUGGAUUAAUAAAAAAAACUAUGGGAGCGGUUAAUGGCAUUGAUAUCCCAUUACCAAAAAUGAUUUUUCCCGAAACAAAUGGACUGGGAUUCAUUAACUUGUUCUUGAGAAAGCUGACAGAGUUGCUUAGAAAUAGGUGUGAUUCACUUGUAUCUGUUGAGAGACAAAUUGAAGAGAUUCAAGAGAAUCUUGGAUUCCUGAGAUCUUUCUUGGGAAUGCAGGACAUUAGGGAUCAAGAAUGGAACGAUAUUGGUAGACGUACAGUGGAUGCAGCUUACAGGGCGGAAUUCGUCAUUGACUCUAUUGUGGUGGGAAAUGGUGCUGAGCUAAAACAUUUUAUCAGGCUUCAUCUUGUCUCAGAAGACAUUAGACUUGUGAAGAUGCAGGUUGAGGAGAAGGCCAUUGGUGUUGGAGUCCAGAAUGCUAUUGAGGGUAUAACGCGUGAGAUUCCACAGACUAGUACAAUUGGAGCUGAUGAAGACGUGUUGGUUCUCAAGGAUCAGCAACAAGUGAUUGUUAAUCGACUUACAAGGGGAUCAUCGCAGAGAGAUAUCGUCUCGAUUGCUGGAAUGGCAGGAAUUGGUAAGACUACUUUAGCUAAUAAAGUGUACAAUGAUCCUGAAAUUGUGUCUUACUUCCAUGUUCGGGCAUGUUGUUGUGUUUCGCAAGUUUACACAAAAAGAGACCUGUUGCUUGAGAUUUUAGGACACAUUAUUGAGCUUACUGAUAACAUCCUUGUAAAGCCCGUUGAAGAUUUGGAAUUGCUGUUGUCACAAAAGCUGAGGAGAAAUCGUUAUCUUGUCUUUAUGGAUGACAUUUGGGGUAUUGAAGCAUGGAAUCAGUUGCAGAACUCAUUUCCAGAUGACAGAAAUGGAAGCAGAGUUCUGAUAACAAGCCGCCUCCAGGUUGUUGUUUCAAAGGUCACAGAUGAAAGCCAUCUUUUGAAUCUUCGUCCACUGUCAGAUGAUGAGAGUUGGGAAUUACUGAGAAGGAAGACAUUUUUCAAAGAAGGCUGUCCUGAGGCCUUGUUGGAAAUCGGGAAGGAAAUUGCUAGAAAAUGUAAAGGAUUACCGCUUUCUGUUGUUGUGGCAGCUGGUUUCCUUAAAGCAAAAAACAUGACACCCAAAUUCUGGAAAGAAAUUUCAGACAGUAUCAACUCGCUCAAAGAUAAUGAUCCACAGAAACGGUGCAUGGACAUAUUGGAACUUAGUUACAAUCAUCUGCCAGACUACUUGAAAUCCUGCUUCCUUUACUGUGGAGCAUUUGAAGGAGACAAGGAGAUCCCAGUUUGGAAAUUAAUAUGGCAGUGGAUGGCCGAAGGGUUUGUACAGGAAAGUGAUCUGAAGAGUCUGGAGGAUCUUGCUGAUGAUUACUUGAAAGAUCUGAUUGGUAGGAGCUUAUUGAUGGUUGCAAGAAGAAGAUCAAAUGGCAGAGUCAAAGCAUGUCGAAUUCAUGACACGGUACGCACUUUGUGCGUGUUGAAAGCUAAGAAAGAAAACUUUUUGUCCUUGAUAACCACGGAUGAUGAACCUUAUGCUUCUUUUGACGAUAUUAGUGAUUUUGAUGAUUUCGAUCGUUCAAAUUCCGUGACAUAUGAGGAAUAUCGACUAAGCUUUUCUGUUAGUCGAAAGCUCUUUCUCACGUCAAAUCCUUCAGGCCCAAAUGUCCGUUCCCUACUGUUUUUUGCCACCACAGAUAUGGAUCCAAGAUGUCUUUAUGAUGCAUCAUUCAUUUUCAACAACUUUAAACUUCUUAAGGUGUUGGAUUUGGGUUGCGUGAAUAUGGGCAGUUCAUUUGCAGCAGGAAUAAUGUUGCUUCUUCAGUUGAGGUACAUAGCAGUUGCCGGUUAUAUGGACUCCAUUCCAUCAUCAUUAGCCAAAUUACAGUAUCUGGAAACGUUUAUUGUGAAGGGAUGGAAAGGUAAGGUAUUUCUUCCGAUUACCUUCUGGAGCAUGACAAGGUUAAGGCAUGUUCAUGUAGAUGAUCAUGCUGUCUUCACCUUGCCAAAUGAAAAGGUUGGUGGUUCCUCUCAAUUAAUCAAUCUGGUGUCACUUUCCACACCCUCCCUUUCUUUUGGGGAUACAGAGGAAAUCAUUGGGAGGUUGCCUAACCUUAAAAAGUUGAGUUGCAUCUUUCCAAAAUUGAGGAAUCACUCCACAAGCAGCUAUGAGUUUCCAAGAUUGGGAGACUUAACUCUGCUGGAGUCACUCAAGAUACUUUACCGUGGCAAGACUCUUGAUACAGGGGAAUUUCACUUUCCCGUGAAUCUUAAGAAGCUCUCUCUAUCAAAUUUUUAUUUGCGAUGGGAUCACAUUUCAACGAUUGGAGCACUGGAAAAUCUUGAGGCUCUCAAGUUAGUUUCAAUAACUUUUGAGGAUACUACAUGGGAAAUGGGGGAUGACGAGUUCUCAGAACUCAAAUUCUUGAAAUUAGACGCUGUUAACAUUGUUGAAUGGAAUGCCUCCUGCGAUCACUUGCCUAAGCUUCAGCAGUUGGUGCUACGGAAAUGCGAGAAGCUCAAGGGAGUUCCCGUUGAUUUCGUGGAUAUACCUACCUUGCAGAUGAUUGAAGUGCAGCUUUGUUGUGAAGCAGUUGAAAAAUCAGUUGUGAUACUUAAGGAGGAGGAAAAGCUUCGAUUUGGAACUGAGGAUCUGAAGGUCCUCAUCAGUCACUAAAUAAUGAUUCCAGAAACUAGCUCUAUUCUGCAAGGGCCUGAAGGAAAACUGACAUGAGCAUGACAAAUUCAAAUUCAAUGGGAAGAAACAGAGGUAUACAGAGAUGGUAGGAUGUGCUAAUAUUGAAGAGUGCCGUAUUUUUGGAAAAGUUCUCUUCGGCAGGUUUGAUGAGUUGUCAAAAUCCAAUAAUCAUCAUCAACUGUACAAAUAACCAUUCUAAACGAAAUAAAGUUCUUUUGAGAGUUGGUUAACCAAAAUUUAAGAUGCAACCCUUUGCAAGCAAUAAUCCCAAAUAUAUAUGACCAAAUUAGGCCCUGAUUUGCUGCAGAAAAUCAGCCUUCGUCCAUUUUGAACAUUUUGAAACCAACAUAUAGAUUGUUCAAACGUGUCCUCGCGUAAGCGCAUAUGCUAGAGAGACAAACUUCAUCUCAUGCUAAAUGGCAUUUGUCCCUUGUUUGCACACAAAAUAGUGGACUAAUACGGUGAAUACAAUUUACAAUCAGAUGAGAGAUGUAUUAGACUUGUCAGAACAGUAGCCACAAAGUGAUGGACAUCUCUUUUGCUUCACAUUCUUUGGCUACAUGUACUUUGAUAUGAUGCUAAAAGCUGGAAGGUGAUGAUCAACUUUGAAGCCAAACGACUCAACUUUGAAGUAUCUUGCAUUUUCACAGCAUCAAUUUUCUUUUUUUUGGCCCUCCUGCUUUUCUUGUGGGAAGAUCAGGAAGUUUUUUGAUUGCGCAUUUCAGCCUUUUAGGCCUAAUUAGUGUGCCAAUAUUUGUAGUUGAUGAAGCCCAGAAGGUGAUGAUCAGCAGAGAAACAAGAGUCUUAGAAAAUCCUGGAACAGAAUGGGUAGACAAUAUUACCUCAGGUUCUGGUAAGAGCCAUAGCAAUUUUUCUCUAUUGUGGAUAUUGUAGGGUUCAGCUUUCUCUUGUACUAAAGUGAAAAAUUGAUGUUCCAAUACUUAUGUGAGACUAAAUCGAAAUCGCAUUUCUGUAAAUAUUCAUGUUUCAUC
This is a messenger RNA of Coffea arabica (coffee), 5515 nucleotides long. The record is from RefSeq and is a predicted model, not a curated record. NCBI's taxonomy places the organism in Eukaryota, Viridiplantae, Streptophyta, Magnoliopsida, Gentianales, Rubiaceae.